AUGCAUCAUAAUGGUGGGAUUAAGGCUUCACCAACAACGAGUCAUGAUGUGGUACAACAGGAAACAACAUCGGAAGAGAAUGAGCAGCGUUUGCCAACAAUAAGCAAUGUUUCAUCUUCUUGCGCCUCUUCUGUUUCAGGUGAUCAGGAUGAGCAAGGACUGGCCGAUGAUGAAAUGGAAGAAGAAGAAGCCUUACCUUCCUUCCAAAAUAUUGCCCAACAAGAGGUCAUGAAAAAGAGCAAUGCUGAUCUUUCAGCUUUGAAUAGAGAAAAUCUUCUUGAGCAAUCUAAAUGUUCAGACGACACCACAAUGAUCACAGCUGAUGAUGGUAAAACACAAACUAUUCAGGCCACUAUCACCGAAAAGUUAUUACAUCAAUUCUAUCUUGAGACGAUUGCAGAGAUGAAUAUUUUCGAUCCCUUCUCGAGCGGUCAUGACGAUCACACACCCAUGAGCAAUAAUAACCAAGAAGAAUCAGGUGUUGCCCAUAUCAGUACGCUCGCUUCUCCAGCUACAUCGAGCAUGAAUCGUACACCUUGCGAGGACCUUAAUGAAAAUGCCAUUGACAGCAGACCACAAUUACUUUCAAUCAAACGAGAAUUGGAACACGAGAUUUCUCUGAUCGAUUCUCAACUCUUUGACUUGAAUGAAACGGAAGCGUUUUUGUCAGCUGCCCUCAAUCGUUUAGCUGCAGAAAAUAGAAUUAAUAACGCUCUCAAGGAUCAUGAAGCGUGCAAUUUAGAAGAGUUGAAAGAGCUGUCAAAAAUUGUUGAAAUUGAGGUUGAAAAAAAAGAGUCAUCCGAACAAAACAAGAUCAUCUCAACCAUUGCAGAAAAUGAUAGUGAUAAUGCCUUCACCAACUCCUCAAUUGCAUAUAAUAUUUUACAAUUACAGCAUCUCAUUGAUUCUUCGUCCAAAAAACUUGAAGACGUGCAAUUUCGUCACAACCAACUAGUCCAAACCAAGAGAAGAAGAAUGGUUGAGAAGGCUCAUCUCCGAGAGCUUAACAACCAGAGCCUUAGGUAUGAGAAAAAAGUCAAUUCUGACAUUAAAAAAAUUGAAGACAAGUAUAGCCAAGAUUUGAAGAAGGAACAAGAUGAGAGUAACAUAUUAGAGGCCACUGAGAAAAUGCUUCAAUUCAAAAUGCAAUUUGUGACAAACGAAGAUGGCCAACAAUUAAUGGAGACUAUGGAAAAAGUCAUGUCAAUGUUGAAAGGCAGAGAGGAGUUGCCUGAUGGAAAUUAUAUCAGCGUCACGAGAGCAAUUAACUAUUAUUCUCAACUCAAAGAGGCUGCCGAGAAGAAUAUCUUCACUGUAGAAUACUUUAAAAAGUUUCUGAGAGAGCACAAGGAAUUUGGUGUAUUCGCUUGUAAUUUCGAAGACUAUUACUCCCAGCCAACACCUGAUCUUUCUUGUGACCGUUCUAUUUUUGCUCCUCAUGACCAUGGCUCAACUAUUGUGGGUACGAAGCAAGAUAUCCAAGAUGUUGGCUCAGAAACCUUAGAAAAGUCCACAACCAAAUAUAUACUGGAUCCAACAGAGAGUCUCUACAAUACCCGAGAGGAAAUGCCAAAGUUUGAAUAUGAUGUUUCUGCAUCGAGUAAAACUCCUCUCAACAAGCGUAGUGUCAACCCUAGUGGCACUCGGAUUAACAGGUCGCUUUCUCUCAGUAAGAGUGUCAUUACAACACCGUUCACUCCCUCACUACAAAAUGUAUCUUCUCAAAGUGUGAAUGUCCCUUCUUCCAAUCCUGUUACUUCAAAAGGUAAUGCUCAAGAUGUGUUGCGAAGAAGUAUGAAUGUGCUUUCAAAAGUUCAAGCCUCAAAAAAGUCAAAACAUUAA
Naegleria lovaniensis is the source of this 1842-nucleotide messenger RNA. RefSeq lists its product as uncharacterized. The coding region runs from base 1 to 1842 and encodes 613 amino acids. Lineage: Eukaryota; Heterolobosea; Eutetramitea; Acrasida; Naegleriidae. The record is from RefSeq and is a predicted model, not a curated record. The transcript has a single exon.